Molecule: messenger RNA, 2091 nt
Organism: Nematostella vectensis (starlet sea anemone)
Lineage: Eukaryota; Metazoa; Cnidaria; Anthozoa; Actiniaria; Edwardsiidae
Exons: 2
Coding region: 241-2061 (606 amino acids)
Source: RefSeq, a predicted model, not a curated record
CCCUACGUCACAAUAAUUACCACGAUAAUCCACAAGGUUGCGAGGCGGUGCAAGAAGUGAAAGAGGAGUAUCUUGACUUGCAAUUUGGGAUUCGUUUUAGAAAUGGCAACGAGCGAUUGAUUUGAGCAUGGAACUUUACAGGGACAUCGAAUGAGCCUCUUGGCGCUCAUAAAGUCCGAUGACAUGUACCCACCUCAUUCGCACCAUGUACUCACCAUAAGCUCGCCAUAGCUAUAGAGUAUGAUGCGUGUUAGUCCAGGCCGUCGUAGGGGGGAUGAGAGGGUACUCCCAGUGGAUUUCGUUGCGGCGCAUAUGGCGAAACACGCCAACGUGGCGGAGGAAGGGUUGCUUCAGAUACGACUUAAAGCCAUUGAGAAAGAAGAGAGGGUCGCUCUACGCGAGCUCAAGCGCGAGAAAACCAAACUCGAAAACGAGCUUCACCGACAAGAAGAAGAAUACUUCAACUUGCAGAGGGUGUUCUCGGAUGACACCCUCCUCUCGGUCAGCGACUCCUUUAAGCGGCACAUUCCUCCUGGACCCCCUCCCACUAAGGCGAGGAUCCCCAGGAGAAGGCUCCAGUAUCUGCUGGAUCUUCUCCGUGCCAUGCCGUCUGAGGAGGACGCUAGAGUGAGAAGGAGAAGAAGGCACCUGAGGCACAUCGGAGGCGGCUCAUUCGACUCCAAGAGUAGCGAGGAUUUUUCCAAGACAUCGCAAAAUUUGCAAAGUCAUUACUGUUUGGAUCCGCAGAAGGGGAAUCGCAUCAAGUCGGCGCCGCCAACGCAAUUACGUCGUCAACAAGCCGCAUUGGAAGCGCAAAAUCACCUCAUAAGCGAAGCUUCUAGGAAUGAUGUUCAAAUCGAUGUACACUUGAGUCCUGAUAUUCCCCAGACAAAGAAAUUUGAAAACAUGAAAGAGAGGUUUAAAGCUAAGGAAACUAUUGCUCCACUCACAGCUCCUCAUCGCAGCUUUGGUAAGAGAAUCGUGGAGGAGGCCUGGAACUCCGACAAAGAAGAUGAAGCCCUUGGGCAGACAAAACAGAGCGAUAGCUGGGCAAAAGGCAAUGACCAUGUUCUUAUUGGAUCGCCAGUAAAGGAACGGCACGUGAUGGCUAAACAAGGGGUUUCAAGGGACAAGAAAACGAGGCGGGCAUCUUCUGCGAUUGAGAAUGAACAUGCAAGGCGAAAUAAGUAUGGUCAUCAAAAAGCUCGCGCGAAAUCUGCGAUGGGAGAGCGCAAUAGUCGAGGGGAUUAUGAAGAUCGUAAAGGAAAUGACGCCAGGAGUGGAAUUAAUACAGGUUGUACCUUUUCUCCUGUAAGAUCCAAGGACAAAAAUGUGCGAUCCGACGGCCAGGGGGAGCAAAAAGAGGAAGAAACUCAGUAUAGCCGUCUUUUCUCUGAUACCCAUAGACAAGUCAGCAAGAGCUUCAUUCUCGAGAAUGGAAAGGAGAUCACAAGAAAAGAUAGCGAAGCUGAAUCGACAAAUAUGGAUGCCCGGGAUAAUGGGAGAACAAGUGUGGACGAGAAAAGGGUUAGAAUACUUGAUUAUGUCGAGAAUUCGGAUUCAAAACAGAUAGGAAAUGAUGGAUUCGACAACGACAGGGGUGUUAGUGUCGGUAAAGUAAUAAACUGUGUGGGUAACACUCAAGAGAAAACUGAGUUUGGACCCCAAGAGGAAAGAUGGGUAGGCGAUACCGAGGAAUCUUUAGAGACCAAGCGAGGGAAAUCUAAGAACGAGACGUCGCAUGGUGUGUUUUCCGAAGUGAAAACAAGUCGGUUUCCUCGACGGGGUACCAUCAUUGUCGUAGAUCCAACGAGAAGGCACUCGAUACCAAACGAGAUAAGACCACUGGAGCCUAGAGGAGAGUGCCGCAGACACACUCAUAACCAUAAGCACAGGGUCGCGCCAAAAAAGCGCAAGAUGUCGAGAUUUAAGCGCAAGUCCCUGCAACACGAGCUAUACGGCGAGCAAGUCCGAAUAGAGUGCGACCUGAGGCAGAAGGUUAUGGGUUUUUUAGACUUUGGCGAUCAGGGGCAAGGCGUGGGAGGGGUCGAUCCGAGGUAGACGAUGAUGGGGUUUGUAGACUUGAGCGAU